GAUUUCUUUGUUCAAACUUCAACAAAGAAAUCCAAGGAACAGAGGUUGUACAAUGCUAUUGUUCUUUCUAUAAUUCUCGGGACUACAAACAAACAAUCAAUCAAUCAAGAUGUGUUUCGCAAAUCGAAAUCGCUGCAAGCGAUGCAACAAGGAAACCAUUCAAUACGUUUCCAAAUGUCAGCAAUACCCCAAUGUCACUACCGAAACCGCCACUCACGCCAUUCGAGGCCGACAUCGCCGAAUCAGAUCCUGCAAGGAAUGCAGACGCACCGAAAGACGACGAGCUGAAGAAGAAGCUGCAUUAACCACCGUUCAUCACCAACAAGCCAAAGCUAUUAUUGAAUGGCAGAGAUUGGAGCGACCACUUCCAUUGAGUGAUGAAGCCAUUGCUACUAGGUACGGUGAUCUUUACUUGGACGGAGAGAGACUUCAUCCUUACUGUGUUGGCUUUACUGACAUUCAUAGAGAUUACAUGGCAGCACACAGACGAGAACUCGCAGCCCGUUCUAAGAAAAUCCAGGAAGCACUCAAUGAAGUCGAAUUUGAAUUGACUGUUGAUGAACUUGAGAUCGUCGCUAUGAUCUUUUCUGAAGACGCAAUGUUCGACGAGUGCAUUCAAAGACAAGCCGAGAUCGAUUCUGGAGCCAGAACCAUGACCGAAACCGACAGGGACUUUUCAUUCCACGAAGUCGGUACCAUUCGAAACUUCAAUCGAGCCAUGGUAACGAUCAAAUCGGCCGCGAGAAGAAAUAACUUCGGAACUUGGACCGUAGACGUACCGGAUCGCUAUGUCGCCGAAGACAGAAUUCGUCGUGAAAUCAUCGCCUAUAUCGCCGCCUUGGAAGAGGCCAACGCAGAAGAUGACAGAAUCGACAAAUUCACCAACCAGGUCCUUAAUGAAUUUAAGAAGGAGGAGGAGACUUUUGACUUCGACCCCAAGACCUGCAGUUUGAAAAGUGAAGUUCCUGUAUGGGGCAGAGUCGACGAUCGCAAGACCUUCUGCGAAUGGAAAAACCACUGCCAACAAUCGUCAAAGAAACUCGAAGGAAAAUUUGACCGAUGGUAUACCCUCAUCAAUCAGUAUCGAAAGUAUUUGAUGAUCGUUUCUCCAGCCCAAGCCACUCUAUUCUCCAUCGCACGAAACAAGAUCGCUUCACGCAUGUUUCGGGCUCUCACUGGGAGACCCGAACCAGUACCACUAGUAAAGGUACCCGAGCCUGCAACCCCUGAACUCCAAUCUCAAGAAACUCACGAUAAUGAACUCAGUUCAUUAGAUCUAGACGACUACCUUGAUACUGAUUCCGAGGAUGAUGGUUGCGAUAUGGCAUUAUCAGAUACCGAGGAUGAUGAUGAUGAAUCCAACGGAGUAGAAAUGACACCAGCCAGACAACGCCUCCAGCAAUCCCUUUCAGGACUAGAACAAUUAGUUCAAAUCUCCAACGGAUUUAUUCGCGAUCUUCCAGAACAAUCCAACACCGGAGCUGCCUACCUCCAGCAAUGCAUUCGCUUCUUAAACGACCAAUUAGCUAGCAAUAGCUAUCCAACAGGAGCAGAAUGGGAGAUUGUUGCGCAAUACACCGCAAACGCCAUGGAGAUGCUCAAUCAUUUGAACGAUGAACGAAAUGCCCGAGCUGCCAGCAGACAAGCCGAAUCACCUGGCGCUUGGCGCGAACCAACACAAGAGCCAGAACCGUUUCUCGUCGAUCUCACACCUAUGGAGCUUGGAAUCAUGGAAGAAGAACCCGACAGUAUCGCCCAUGGCCGUCGCCAUAUCUUGGGUCUUUCAUCACCACUGAGAGCCUAUGAAUGGCGACUCGAAGAAGAGGGGAGUGAGGACGGGAAUGUUUGGCGUGGUGAGAUGUAUGAUGAGGAUGAGGAUGAGGAGUAUUUCUGAACUUUCUUUGUCAUCUCUUUCAUCUCAUCAUCCAUUUUCCAUUGUCCUUUGUCUUUGAUCCCUUCUGGAUGAACAACAUUGAAAAGCCCCACGAGAUAUGAACGAAUUUUUUUUAUGAGGAGUUUGGCAGGAUCUGGGAUUAUAGGACAUAGGAUAUAUCACGGAACAAACAAUGCAAUACAGUGGCUUAAGCUUUGUACAAUAUAGAACCGAUAGAUAGAUAGAUACUGAAUUUAUAGAAGAUGAAAAUUUAAACAACACACACA
Messenger RNA from Botrytis cinerea B05.10, 2160 nucleotides. RefSeq lists its product as hypothetical. The transcript has 2 exons. The record is from RefSeq and is a predicted model, not a curated record. Lineage: Eukaryota; Fungi; Ascomycota; Leotiomycetes; Helotiales; Sclerotiniaceae. Bases 110 to 1894 code for a protein of 594 amino acids.